Molecule: messenger RNA, 1107 nt
Organism: Raphanus sativus (radish)
Lineage: Eukaryota; Viridiplantae; Streptophyta; Magnoliopsida; Brassicales; Brassicaceae
Exons: 1
Coding region: 279-872 (197 amino acids)
Source: RefSeq, a predicted model, not a curated record
ACAUGAUUUGUGCUAGGCAAAGACGCUUUAACCAAAGCUAAAGCCUUUGACGAAAUCUCCGCUGGAGUUGAAACUGUCAGGUUUGGUUAUAAAAUGUGUAUCAAAACGAAUACUAUAGACAAAGACGUGCCACGUGGACUCAUGUGGAUAGAUUGUGUCUUUUCGAUAGAGCUUUGGCCACGUGGCGCAAUGUGUACCAAUGAUAGGAUGCAAAAAAUAACACACAGAACUCAUCCUCUCUCUCGCUCACUCCACAACGAACAAGAAGGCUUGUUAUCAUGGCUGCUUCCUCAAUCCCGCCGUCAACCGCCGCAACCUCCGUCGUUCGCAAAUCGCUCUUCCUCUCCACCACCUUCUCCUCCUUCCCCGCUUCUUCCUUGCCUCCCGCCGUUAAAUUACCGCAAAAACACAUUCACAGAAGACUUCUCCUAGCUUCCUCCUCCUUAUCCGCCGCCGUUCCUUCCGAUUCCAAACCGGCGGCGAAGAAAGAAACUGUCUAUUUCGACGGCGGAGCUCACUACGGGGAUCUACUGGCCAACCUCGUAUUAGGCCUAACCAUCCUGUGGCUCCCACUGACGCUAGCCGCCGUGUCUCGAGCGUUUAACCUCCGUUACAGGUUCACCAACCUCCGCGUGACGGUGAUAUCGGGGCUCACAGGAGAAGAACGGAGCGAUUUCUCGUACAAGGUGAUCAAGGACGUCCAGGUUGUGCCGAGGUUCAUCGGAGAGUGGGGUGACAUCAUCAUCACGUUGAGAGACGGGACGAAGGUGGACCUGAGAAGCGUUCCUAAGUUCAGAGAGAUUGCUAAGUACUGCUUGUCCAUGGCUGAUCAACCUGCCGUUGUCAAAGAAUCUGGUGCCAAAGGCUUCUGAAAAUGUUGUUUCUCUAUUUUUCUUGCUAAAUUAAAAAAAAUAUAUUAAAUCUUGUCUUGCGAUUUUUUUUUCAGUAGAGUUUGUAUCGUUCCAUGUCGAUAUUUGUUACUGAUUUCAUCUUCUUUGUAUGUUCUAUCUUAUCUAUGAGAGAGUCGACGGUGAGACAGCGUGUAUACUAAUGCUAUAGUUUCUUUUGUUUUCACAUUAGCAAUAAAUCUUAAACCUUUUUCCCCCA